Molecule: messenger RNA, 1596 nt
Organism: Trichechus manatus latirostris (Florida manatee)
Lineage: Eukaryota; Metazoa; Chordata; Mammalia; Sirenia; Trichechidae
Gene: PSMC3
Product: proteasome 26S subunit, ATPase 3
Exons: 12
Coding region: 207-1517 (436 amino acids)
Biological process (GO): proteasome-mediated ubiquitin-dependent protein catabolic process
Cellular component (GO): proteasome regulatory particle, base subcomplex
Molecular function (GO): ATP hydrolysis activity; ATP binding; proteasome-activating activity
Source: RefSeq, a predicted model, not a curated record
GGCCUGUGGCCCGGGCUUCGUCUUUUGAGUCGGAAAAGCAGAUUCGCCUUGCUAACGCGGCCGGAGCUAAUCCCGGCAAGGGUUGAGUAUUUGGCGAGGAAAGGUCUGCACUAGUGAGGGGCAGGCGUUAAGAAAGACGGCAUUAAUCUCCUGCCGCAGCUUCUGCCCGUCCAAUCUUCGGCCUUCUCCUCCAAGAAGUGAAUCUAAUGCCGGAACUCAACGAUCCAGUGACUCGGCAGGAAAAGAUGGCGACCGUGUGGGAUGAGGCUGAGCAAGAUGGAAUCGGGGAGGAGGUACUCAAAAUGUCCACGGAAGAGAUCAUUCAGCGCACACGGCUGCUGGACAGUGAGAUCAAGAUCAUGAAGAGUGAAGUGUUGCGAGUCACCCACGAGCUCCAAGCCAUGAAAGAUAAGAUCAAAGAGAACAGUGAGAAAAUCAAAGUGAACAAGACCCUGCCGUACCUCGUCUCCAACGUCAUCGAGCUGCUCGAUGUUGAUCCCAAUGACCAAGAGGAAGAUGGUGCCAAUAUUGACCUGGACUCCCAGAGGAAGGGCAAGUGUGCAGUGAUCAAAACCUCUACACGACAGACAUACUUCCUGCCUGUAAUUGGGUUGGUAGAUGCUGAAAAGCUGAAGCCAGGAGACCUGGUGGGUGUGAACAAAGACUCCUAUCUAAUCCUGGAGACCCUGCCCACAGAGUACGACUCAAGAGUGAAGGCCAUGGAAGUGGAUGAGAGGCCCACAGAGCAGUACAGUGACAUCGGGGGCCUGGACAAGCAGAUCCAGGAGCUGGUGGAGGCCAUUGUCCUGCCAAUGAACCACAAGGAGAAGUUUGAGAAUUUGGGGAUCCAACCUCCGAAGGGGGUGCUGAUGUAUGGUCCCCCGGGCACGGGGAAGACCCUGCUGGCCCGGGCUUGUGCUGCACAGACUAAGGCCACCUUCCUGAAGCUGGCUGGCCCCCAGCUGGUGCAGAUGUUCAUUGGGGAUGGUGCCAAGCUGGUCCGGGAUGCCUUUGCCCUGGCCAAGGAAAAAGCCCCAUCCAUCAUCUUCAUUGAUGAGCUGGACGCCAUUGGCACCAAACGCUUUGACAGUGAGAAGGCGGGGGACCGGGAGGUGCAGAGGACAAUGCUGGAGCUUCUGAACCAGCUGGAUGGGUUCCAGCCCAACACUCAAGUAAAGGUCAUUGCAGCCACUAAUAGGGUGGACAUCCUGGACCCUGCCCUGCUCCGCUCAGGUCGCCUGGACCGCAAGAUCGAGUUCCCAAUGCCCAACGAGGAGGCGCGGGCCAGGAUCAUGCAGAUCCACUCUCGGAAGAUGAAUGUCAGUCCCGAUGUGAACUACGAGGAGCUAGCCCGCUGCACAGAUGACUUCAAUGGCGCGCAGUGCAAGGCUGUGUGUGUGGAAGCGGGCAUGAUCGCACUGCGCAGGGGCGCAACGGAGCUCACCCACGAGGACUACAUGGAGGGCAUCCUGGAGGUGCAGGCCAAGAAGAAAGCCAACCUGCAGUACUACGCCUAGCGGGGCCGCCCGCCAGGCCUGCUCCCUGAUCUCUUCCUGGUUAAAAUAAGUAAUAAAAGAUGGUUUCAGGUCCCUGCCA